AUGAAUUCAGUCUUAACAGCACUUCUCUUGCCACUUGUAUUGGCGUCGCCUUUGAAGCCUCGACAAGAAGAUGAAGGGCCGACUCUGAACACCGGGUGCGAGCCAGGCGACCUCACCCCCGAGAACUGGAGGACAAACGCCAUCGAUGCCACGAUAUCUGGCACUCUUGGCUUUGGCCAAGUCCCCGAGUACCCCAGACUCUUCCUCCAAGACGACAACCCAAGACUCGACUUUCAGUGCUCCGACUUGAACAACCCGGACAAGUGCACGAUCCCCACAAACUUCAUCUUUGUGGGUGAAUCAAAUGACUUUAGCGGAACUGUCUGCGGCGCCUUUCACAACCCCCAACUUGGUUUCAUCGGCCAGGCAUGGGUCAACCUCUACACGCAUCUUCGCAACAUCAACAAUGCUGUACAGCCAGCUGUUGACAGCAUCCUCAACUCCAACUUUAUCGAUGACUUGGUCACCAAGUCAACGGCUGAGCCUUUGCCUAUUCCCAAGGAGGUCCUAUUCAAGCUUGCAGAGCUCUCCCUCGUCUUUGUCCCAGCCCCCAUCGGGCCUGAGCUAGCGGCCUUCCGUACAAUUGUUCCACGAUUCAAGAAGCUGGCUGGCAAGCUGCUCAAGAACGCACGCAACGAACAGGCCGAGCAAGAUGAAAACAUCGACAACCAGCCUCAGAUCCUCAAGGACCUAUUGGGCUCUGUCCCCGCCUGGGUGCAAGAGAAUAUGAAGGAGCAGAACGAUGACAUUUUCCUCAACACACAUUCAGAUAACACCAUUGGUGAUAUGCUCAAAGAUGGCGCUGGUCUCAGCACGCCGACUUCCCAAGAAGACUAUGAAAAGGCCAUUUCACGGAACCUCAAGAUCUUUGCCCUCGCCCAGCUGUGGACAAAGAUCAGCAUGAACCUCCUCCUCUCCGACCCCGACGAGUUUGGUCAGUGUAUCUCUGAACCAUCCACCCGCGUCCGAGACAAGUGCAUGCAAUUCAAGUACCGCGAUGGCACAACGCCUGUUACUCUUGCAACUGGCGAGCACCCUCGUGAUGCGGCUGGGGCUAUCGCAAGCACCGGUUUGAACUUUGACACGGUGGCAAAUAAUGCUAUUGACUGUCAGAAUGCGGGCAAGACAUUCAGUGAUGUCGACUUUGAUGGCUUUUUGACUUCGGACAACGACAAUGAUCAAGCUAUUCCUGCGUGUCUUUUUGGAGUGCCAGUCGUUGGCUCUCUAGAAUGA
Molecule: messenger RNA, 1233 nt
Organism: Fusarium keratoplasticum
Lineage: Eukaryota; Fungi; Ascomycota; Sordariomycetes; Hypocreales; Nectriaceae
Exons: 2
Coding region: 1-1233 (410 amino acids)
Source: RefSeq, a predicted model, not a curated record